AUGGACCAGAGAACUGCAGACUCACUUUUUGGAUCCAACGAGGAUGAUCCUAAUGUCGACUUUUUUGGCCAACCGUCUACUUUAUCGACCGCUCUGCAAGCAGAGCCCGAACCAGACGAGACGCAAUUGACACAUGCUAACAUAAAGCAUGCGAAUCAGACUCAUAACCCUGUUGACCAUGUCUCGCAUGACCCCUACAGCCAGUUGAAGGCGUACCCCAAAGUUCUCAAUCCUCCUACUUCACCACCUGUGGUCAACGACCCAUAUUCUGCUACUCAGACCAGCAAGUAUCAACCAUAUAAUUAUGCUCCUAAUGCAACUUCUCCCGCGCCUGCCACGUACACGGCGCCGGCAUCCCAAGUCAGCUCAUAUGACCCCUAUGCAAAGGCAGGAGCCAUUCUCAACGUAUCCCAACAAGCCUUCUCUCCCACACAACAGUACACAUCGCCACAAAACAAUUAUGGCAAUCAACCGAUGCAAGCUAUCCCUACACCACCACCACCUACUAAUGUGGAUGUGUCCAAAUACCGCACGAAACCCAAUGCAUAUGACCCUCCAAUAAGGAGUAGUCCGGUGGCAAAGACUCCAUCGCGUUUUGCUGCACCUCCCAUAACUCCGUCAGCUAAUGGACUGAAUCGCUCUACAUAUUCGAAUGUUCCACCUCAGACAACACACGUCCCUCCCCCGCCCCAGCAAAUGAACCAGGGCUAUUUACCUCGACAACAUCCUUCAUCUCCUCCUACCAAAUCUGUGGUACCAUCGCUAAAUGCGCCUCCAUAUGGCGCAAAGCCUCCAACUCCACAGACAAAACCCGGUCUUGUAAACCCACCUCCCCGAGUAGUUUCGCCCUAUGCUCCAAGAACCGGAGUAACUGCUACGCCACCCCCUAGAGCGAUGAGUGCAUCAUCUCAUCGUUCUCAAGGAUAUCAUGCAGGGCCACCAAGUGUGGCUCUACCAGCUGCUGGAUCGGGUUCCCGACCAUCGAGCACCUCUCCAUCCAUCCCACGCAGCCUUGGUAGUCCAGAGCCAUUACCAAGAGUACUACCGCAAGCAAAGCCGCCUCCCCCCGUCGUGGAGCACCAGAACUUGGAGCCAAACAAUCGUACUGAGGUUAGCUAUCUUAUGGCUAUGGACGAUGGCGACCCGACUCCAACGAUUGCAUCGACCUUUGCCAGAAAUAACUACAUGGGAGCUGAGGAUUCGUACCUCAACAAUGUCAUUGAGGACCCUUAUCCCCCUCCGGAGCCAGAUGAAGUUGCCGAAACCUUGGUUACGAGUAAACCGCCGCAACCACCCACUUCUGAUCCCUAUGCACCUAUCAAGCCUCCCCAAGCCUCAACAUACCAGCCUACAAGAGUCUCUUCUCCACCAAGGGCGUUUACUUCACCGCCUGUAGGAAUGGCAAAGCCACCACCAAAAGCUAUACCCCAAGUAAGGAAAGAGUCACUUGUAUCCGAUUCUACGCUUGUGCCACCUAUAUCUACAGGUGUGCCACGUGACCCAUAUGCGCCGAAAACGCCGCCCGUGAAUAUCUCACCACAAAAAAUGUUGACUCCGGCGGCUUCUGGGGUGAUAGACCUCUCACAUUCGCCACCUAAUAUACGUCAACCUAUCUCUUCUUAUGAUCCAUAUAACCCGUCCAGUAGUUUGAGGAGAACAGAUACCAUGGGUAGUAUCGAAAGUACCCACACUCAACCAUAUACUGUGGCCCCUCCAAAUCCUUAUGCACCCACCACCAACAUGUCUCCAGAUGUUGCUGUAGUUGACCGUACUCAAUAUGCUGGUUAUGUGCCCACACCUCAAGCUUCAUCUAAUGCAUAUGCGCCUUCACCCUCGCUUCUGGGGACGAACGAUCCUCUCGGUCGAGCUUCUGUUCGGGUGCCCAUCUUCAGCUUUGGCUUUGGGGGUCGUGUUGUAGUUUGCUUCCAUAAUAAUCCAGGCAUGGGUGCCUUCGAUGGAAUGGCCCCCGGAAAGCCGUCAACUGCUCUGAGCGUCAAAACGCUUAAAGAUGUAAUCCCUACUACCGCCUAUGAUGUUACCGACAGCUCAUUCCCUGGUCCAUUAUUCAAUGAUCAAGGCACUGGUGGCGCGACAAGCGUGCUACAAACAACUGCUGCUUUGACGAAGGCCAAAAAGUCAAAUAUUAUACAGUGGCUUGAUGCCAGAAUAGUAGAAGAAGAGGGAGGUGUCGCCUUCAGAGGCCUUGGCGAGAGUCAAGACGGAAGCCCGGCGAAAGCAGAAGGGAGAGUAGUCUUGAUGAAGCUUCUCAAAAUUUGGAUCGAUAACGACGGGAAACUUUCGGGCAGCCCCGCAAUUGAGGAGGCCGUUCGUGAAGCAUUGCUUGGACCCCCAAAGGAAUCUAGUGCUUUUACUGAAGCGGCAGCUAUUGGGUAUGGAUACCAAGGAAAUGGUCCCCAGUCCUCUUCAGGGGAAUCAGUGGUGGCCACGUACCAGGUCAAAUCAUCUUCCCUUGACAAAGUUCAAGAAUUCUUGAUGCGCGGAGACCGCAGACAAGCUUAUAGAUCAGCCCUCGAUGAAAAGCUUUGGGCACAUGCAUUACUGAUUUCUAGUAGCGUCGAUCAAGACGCUUGGAAAGAGGUUGUUCAUGAGUUCAUUAAAAGCGAGCUUGCACUCUCGCAGACCACUUCGAAUGGUAUGAAUCCUUUGGAGUCAAAUCAAGGGUCUCGAGAAAGUCUUCGAAUUGCAUAUGGCCUCUUUGCAGGGGACGGACCCUCUGCACUUAAACUGCUCGUUCCUCCCUCGACUUUUGGGGUUGCUGGUGUCCAAACACAUAGUCGUUUGUCAUCCAUGACAACUGGGUCCUUGGACAGUACCAUCUCAGACGCAAUGUCUAUUCCACAACAGACCUGGGACCGAUGGAAGGAGUUGCUGGCCUCAACAAUCGCAAAUCAACCACCUGGUGACUCGAGUGCUACAACCGCCCUAGGAGAUUACCUGCUGGCUAAUAAUUGGGCAGAGGCCGCCCACUCCUGGCAAGAACCUCCAUCUUCUCAGGCAUUGGCGCUCCCAAUGACAUUUCAUACUCAACUUCGCGCGAUUGAAUUAUCAGAAAUCGCCGAGUAUGCAAUAUCACUGCUUCCUAUGGCAAAAGGCCAAGAGGCCUACCAUGGGUUACCACACCUUCAGGCCUACCGCCUUUGGCACGCAAUCUCUCUCGCAGAAUUUGGAGAGCUAGGCCUAGCUAAACGGUGA
Molecule: messenger RNA, 3213 nt
Organism: Acaulospora colombiana
Lineage: Eukaryota; Fungi; Glomeromycota; Glomeromycetes; Diversisporales; Acaulosporaceae
Source: the annotation of a GenBank genome assembly